This is a messenger RNA of Thunnus maccoyii (southern bluefin tuna), 1362 nucleotides long. It is a transcript of the gene tlx2, whose product is annotated as T cell leukemia homeobox 2. Gene Ontology annotation, cellular component: nucleus. The transcript has 4 exons. NCBI's taxonomy places the organism in Eukaryota, Metazoa, Chordata, Actinopteri, Scombriformes, Scombridae. Gene Ontology annotation, molecular function: RNA polymerase II cis-regulatory region sequence-specific DNA binding; DNA-binding transcription factor activity, RNA polymerase II-specific. The coding region runs from base 187 to 1362 and encodes 391 amino acids. Gene Ontology annotation, biological process: regulation of transcription by RNA polymerase II; animal organ development. The record is from RefSeq and is a predicted model, not a curated record.
ACGUUACUGGUUUCUUUGGAGUAGAACAGGCCUGUGUCGAUGCUUGAAAACAUCAACAACAGCCCAGUACUGCAGCAUACAAACAUUUCAUUCCCCAAGGCGUGAAUUACUACAUGACAAAAAUACAUCGGCGCACUGAUAAAACAUACUGACAAAACACACCACCGAUAAAAAACAAUAAUAAAUAUGGAGCACACCGGGAUCGAGGAGGUGAACCAGACGCACCAGCAGCAGCAUGAACCCAUCAGCUUCGGGAUCGACCAGAUCCUAAACAGCUCGGACCAGUCCAGCGGUUGCAUGCUCCCCAACCGGACCGGCGACCCGGAUUACGCGCUGGCCUCUAACGUCUACAGCAACGGGUACAACAGCGUCUACAACCCGGCCUGCUCCAUGACGGCGGCGGCGGCGGGUCUGGCCGGCUCCUACAACGUCAACAUGAACAUGAACGUCAGCAUGAACAUGAACGUUAACGUGAAUUCGGGAGGUGCCGGUGGGGUGAUCCGGGUGCCGGCGCACAGACCCAUGCCGCCUCCUCCGCCGCCCGCCGCCGCGCCGCACCCGCCCCCUUCGGCUCAUCCGCCGGGCAUCGGACACGGCAUCCCCUCUGUGCCUGGGAUGGGAAUGGGAAAUGCGGCAAACUUCACCUUCCCCUGGAUGGAGAGCAGUAGGAGGUUUGCCAAGGACAGAUUAACAGGGGAGCAGGCAGAGGAGAGCCGGGUAGGAGAGGCCACAGAGGGCCCGGGGGCCGCCGGGUCCCUCUGUCCGCUCCCCAAGGGAGACAUCGGCAGGGUCCCUGUCUGGAGUACUGUGGAGACAUUAGCCAAAUGCUAUUACCCCGAGCUCGCUCACUUGCGAGACGGCAAUGGCCUUCUAGCAGACUAUCCUUUCCCAAAGGGGGCUUGCCCAGCAGCCCUGUCGCCCUUCUCUGUGACCCGUCGCAUUGGCCACCCUUACCAGAACCGGACGCCGCCCAAGAGGAAAAAGCCUCGCACCUCCUUCAGCCGGGUGCAGAUCUGUGAGCUGGAAAAACGAUUUCACCGGCAGAAGUACCUGGCGUCAGCCGAGCGCGCCACCUUGGCCAAGGCCCUAAAGAUGACGGACGCACAAGUCAAGACCUGGUUUCAGAACAGACGGACAAAAUGGCGGAGACAGACUGCGGAGGAGAGAGAGGCCGAGAGGCAGCAGGCCAACCGGCUGAUGCUGCAGCUUCAGCAGGAAGCUUUCCAGAAGACGUUGAGCCAGCCUCUGCAGCCGGACCCGCUCUGCCUGCACAACUCCUCCCUCUACGCCUUGCAGAACCUGCAGCCCUGGGCAGAAGACAAUAAGGUGACCUCCGUCACCUCCGUGGCAUCUGUAGUGUGA